This is a messenger RNA of Fusarium tjaetaba, 396 nucleotides long. Its product is annotated as ribonuclease F1. Gene Ontology annotation, molecular function: RNA nuclease activity; RNA binding. Bases 1 to 396 code for a protein of 131 amino acids. The transcript is spliced from 3 exons. NCBI's taxonomy places the organism in Eukaryota, Fungi, Ascomycota, Sordariomycetes, Hypocreales, Nectriaceae. The record is from RefSeq and is a predicted model, not a curated record.
AUGCUCUUCUUCAAGUCUAUCGCUUCUCUCGCUGCUCUUGUCAGCCUGGCUGUCGCCAGCCCUAUUGAGAGCCGUCAAUCCGCCACCACCUGCGGCAGCACCAACUACUCCGCCUCUCAAGUCCGCGCUGCUGCCAACGCUGCUUGCCAGUACUACCAGAACGACGACACUGCUGGCAGCUCCACCUACCCUCACACUUACAACAACUACGAGGGUUUUGACUUCCCUGUCAACGGUCCCUACCAGGAAUUCCCCAUCAAGAGCGGCGGUGUUUACACUGGUGGCUCUCCAGGCGCUGACCGUGUUGUUAUCAACACCAGCUGCCAGUAUGCUGGCGCCAUUACUCACACUGGUGCUUCCGGUAACAACUUUGUUGGAUGCAGCGGCACUAGCUAA